AUGUCGUCGGCGGUGACGCACAUCUACCUGCACGUCAUCCAGGACGUCAUUAAGAACGUUCGACCCGACUUCCAGAGCGACGGCGUCGACGAGAGCGUCCUCCAAGAGCUGCAGCAGCUAUGGGAGGCGAAGGUGAUGCAGUCGGGUGCGGUCAUCCCUGUUGGCGGGUAUGCGCUUCCGCCGCCUGCGCCGCCGGCCGCUGAGGUGGAUGUAGGCGCGGGGGAGGCGGAGGAGGGGCCGCUAGGGGGGGCGGAGGCGGAAGCAGCGGCGGAGGAGGCCGGAGGGGAGGAGGGUGGCGAGGGCGCGGGACACGGAGGGGGAUUCGCGGGACAUGAUUUGAACAUGCCUUAUAGCGGGGAUGGUGGAGAGGCGGAGGACGAGCAGGCCCUGUCGCUGGGAGCAUCCCACGCAUCGUAUUCAAGCGGGCAUGUCACAUCCAGUCUCGAUGGCCGCCCACUGCCCUUCAUGCCGCGCCAGGAGGCGUGGGAGCAGAAGCCCUUCAUGGUCGACAUGAACGCCGUGCCUGAGGAGGACACGUACGCUGAUGCUGCUGCCUCGGACGAGGCCACUCUGGGUCUGCUGCCGGCAGAGCUGAAGCGCAAGCGAGCAGAGGAGGGGCCGGGCGGGUACGGGGAGGACGCGGGGAUGGAUGCAGCCGAGGGUGACACCAGCAGACCCCGCCUCACCCCCGAGUACGCCUUCCCUCAGGCUGACGGAGCCAGUGACAGCAUGCCACGUGGUGCCUCACAAUGGGCCCACGACAUGCUGAGUCAGCUAGAGCACAAGCAUGGGGGGGGUGGAGGAGGAAGACAGGGAGAGGAGGCGAGUGGGGAGAGGAGCAGAUUGGAUGGGGGAGUGGAGGGAGGGUCGGGUGGUGCAGGCGCAGCAGAAGGGCGGGAUGGGUCGGGAAGGCGGGUGCAACAAGCGGCAGGGGGAGCCGAGGGGCGGGAAGCACGUGGUAGACGGGGGGUUGGCAGGAGCGGCAGGGGCGGCAGGGGGGGGAGGCAGUGGGUGGUGGAGAGGCGGUGCAUGCGGCAGGUGGAUGGGCAUGGCGACGAGGAGGAUGGUGAUGAGGCCGACGAGGUGAGUGAGAGCCUCUCUCUCUCCCUUUCCUGCCAUGACAGUCGGACUGGUAGCAGUGAGGUGCUGCAUUUCUGCGUUUUUUCAGCCAUGCCCCAACUCUCCUCGCCCCCAUGUUCCGCCAUGUGGUUGCUGUUGCAGGGAGAGGAGGAGGAAGAGGAGGAGGGGGGGGCGGCAGGGGAGGCAGAGGAGGAGGAAGAAGAGGAGGACUACAACGACCCGGCAGCCCGCACUGACACCGCCAAGGAGGAGGAAGAGGAGGAGGAGCUGGGGCCAGCAGACGAUGACGAGUCGCUGGGGGCGGAGGAUGAUGAUGAUGAUGACGACGAUGGGCGGGGGGUCAUAGGGGCGGAUGAGGAGGGGCAGGAUGGCAACAUCGUGCUUGCCACCUAUGAGAAGGUGUGA
Messenger RNA from Closterium sp. Naga37s-1, 1485 nucleotides. NCBI's taxonomy places the organism in Eukaryota, Viridiplantae, Streptophyta, Zygnematophyceae, Desmidiales, Closteriaceae. The record is from the annotation of a GenBank genome assembly.